This is a messenger RNA of Monopterus albus (swamp eel), 3069 nucleotides long. Its product is annotated as mitoferrin-2-like. Gene Ontology annotation, biological process: iron import into the mitochondrion. Lineage: Eukaryota; Metazoa; Chordata; Actinopteri; Synbranchiformes; Synbranchidae. Gene Ontology annotation, cellular component: mitochondrial membrane. The record is from RefSeq and is a predicted model, not a curated record. Gene Ontology annotation, molecular function: ferrous iron transmembrane transporter activity.
AGUUUAGCCAAUCAGCUUCAGCUUCUAGUGUACCUCACUGACAAACUUACUCAUGAGCUCCUCUUCCUGCAUGCUCCCGGAUUUUGUGUAGCUGCCCGAUUGCAUGGUAGCGACCCGCCAAGGCUUACUGCGGUGAAACAUUCAGGAACCGCGAAGAGUAUGCUAAGGCGGGUUGCCUGAGACGUCGAUUUGAACUUACCUGACGGACUUAAUUCAUUUCCAUAUGAAUGGAAGCGGACGGUUUCGUCUCUAGACGAACCUCCGCGGAAACACCGGGAGUCGACAGCCGGGUCGCAGGCGCUGCAGCCGAGGCAGAGUUUCGAUGGCUGGGUGGCAGACUCCUGGGCGCCACGGGGAGACUUGUCGAGUCCUUUUCAUCGAGGAUGGCUGGGGAACAGGACUUUGCCCCGGUUUUGGAUCGACCGACACCGGAGACCUCCACCUCCGUCGAGCCAGAAAUAACGUUAGACUAUGAAGGACUGCCUCAGGGAAUAGCCACCAGCACACACAUGUUGGCUGGAGCUGUAGCUGGAAUCAUGGAACACUGCCUUAUGUAUCCCAUCGACUGUGUCAAGACUCGUAUGCAGAGCCUGCACCCCGAGCCAGGAGCCCGCUACAGGAACGUGAUGGAUGCCCUGCAGCAGAUUGUGCGGACUGAGGGUGUUUGGCGUCCCAUCAGAGGGGUAAACGUGCUGGUGGUGGGCGCGGGGCCUGCCCACGCUCUCUACUUUGCAUGCUACGAAAAGAUCAAGUUCUUGCUCAGUGAUGCCAUUCACCCAGGUGCUAACAGCCACUUUGCAAAUGGAGUGGCAGGCUGCAUGGCCACAGUGCUGCACGACGCCAUCAUGAACCCAGCUGAAGUUGUGAAACAGCGAAUGCAGAUGUUCAACUCGCCUUACCGUGGUGUGUUGGACUGUGUGGGCUCCUUGCUGAGACAUGAGGGCCUGGCCUCUUUCUACCGCAGCUACACCACUCAGCUGACCAUGAACGUGCCCUUCCAGGCGCUCCACUUCAUGACCUACGAGUAUCUCCAGGAGCUCCUCAACCCCCACAGACAGUACAACCCUUCCUCCCACGUUGUGUCUGGGCGCCGGGCUGGGGGACUGGCCACUACUCCACUUGACGUCUGCAAGACGCUCCUCAACACCCAGGAGGCUCGGGCCAUACAUGUGAUCCAGGCCGAGGCAGCUACAGCAGCUGGAGCUGUUGGGGGAGCCACCGCUUCGGCCUCUGCCAGAAGCCACAUCUCUGGUCUCGGUGAGGCCUUUCGGACAGUGUACAGGAUGGGAGGCACGCCGGCAUUCUUCAAGGGGGUCCAAGCCCGGGUCAUUUACCAGAUGCCCUCCACAGCCAUCAGCUGGUCUGUCUACGAGUUCUUCAAAUAUAUCAUCACCAAACGGCAGCACGAGAGACGGCUGCAUGGAGACCGUGACGGAGACAAAUAAGCACCUGGCACUAGGACUGGGUGUCAGCAACACAAAGGUUUAUUGCACCAUGCCGAUCACUGGUAUCGUGUGAAGGUUUGAAGAGCUCCAGAUUUUUAGGUUCUUUGAGAAGAAAGUCAGAUGCAGGGCAAAAACUCUUUCAUCUUGUUUACUGGUCUAGUUCAUAGCAGGUGAAAACACAUAGACAAGUUGUCUGAUGUGGGUUUGACAAAUGUCCAUCAGUACCCGUCUAUAGGAAGAAGUCCUUGAAAUCACUGACAGGAGGUCUGGUUCUAUGAACCAGCCCCAUUAAUUUCUGAUACUAUUUUUCAUUUAGCGUUCAGCUUUCAAAGGUUGAGUCUGUCCCUCACUUCCUUUUGACCACCAACAGGGUAGUUUGUUUUAUCUCCAGGACAUAAAAUUAACAAAACAGAGUCUAAGGUUAAAGUGCUGAAUUUAAGCUUUAAUUUGAAGGUGUAUACUUUCACUUCCACUUAACUGUGUAGACAUUGUAGCAUUUUUUAUACAUAUCCCCCAAAGGGAUUAAAAGGGCUAAUAGUCCUGCAGUGGAAAAACACUCAAAUACUUUUAAAGCUGAAAGUCAGCAGUUUAACCUCGUAGUUACAGUCCUCGGUGUUUAGUACAGAACCAAAACAAAAAUGCAUUUCUGUCCAAAUACUUCAGAACCACAGUGUGCACCAGGUUAACACUGCUCUUGGAACUGCAUAUGUCGCACUUCUGCAAAGUACUAAAACCACGUUACCUUCUGACCACAGGGGGGCGCACUGCUAAGCUGCUGUACCAAAUGGAAAAACAACUUGGUCCUUGGUUUACAAAAUUGUAACCUGUCACCAAACUGGAAAUGUUCUUAUUUCACAGAGAAAAGUGUUUUAAAACCAAGUAGCAACUUUUUCCUUCUAUAGUGAAUAUGUUGUGUUUUGGAACGAAAUCUUUUAUUACAGACAGAACAAAAAAGGCAAGAGAAGGCACCUUAGACAAUCACUUUUUUGUCACACAGCAUCUUAGCACUUAAUUUCUUUAUCAUUGUUAGGCAAAGUAACUUAGACACAAGUACAGAGACUACAUCAGCUACUCCUGCACAUGACUUCAGUUAGCCGCCAUGCAUCCAACGCACAACUACUGCACAGAGAUCCUUAGAUUGUUAUGAAGCCAUAAAGCUGGAAAUUGUACAUAAUAUAUAUUAAUGUAAGCAAAUAUAGGACCCCCCAAUGAAAUAACCAGCUAAGUUUCAGAGUUAACUUGUAUGUUGAUUAUACAAAUGUUAUGAUGUACAAGUUUUAUUGAGACUGUGGUGUAAAAAGGCAGGUUUUUGUAGGAAGCACACAAAGCCCUCAUGAAACGUAGCUAAAGGGAAAACCGUUUCAGACCACGUGCAUCAAAUGGAUGAAUUUACACAUGACUUGUAGUGUUUCUCAUGUUAAACCACAUUUCAACCAAAGACAGAGCAAUAGAGAGAAACAGGAGACGAACUGGUGGUUUGUCAGACGGCAACACUAAUGUGAAAUGCUUGAACACCGUCUGAAAGUGACACCUGUUUUUUGUGAAUUGUAAAUAAACUCGCUAAGGCAGCUCCUCGCAGAAGCAGGGUCUUCUCUUGGUGCUGGCUCUCCAAGCGCUGAGAGAA